GAGAGAGAGAGAGAGAGAGAGAGAGAGAGAGAGAGAGCGAGCCAGCCCAUACCUGACAUUGCUGAAAUGCCAAGAGACCAGAUAAACUAUAGGCCCGAGGGCGAAACCUAUUACUAUUAUUUAGCUGAAGGACAUAACAAUAAAUGACCUGUAAUGACAUACUGCUAUACCCAUAGAUGAGUACAUCACUCAACCUGCAUCAGGGAAGCUUCUUGUACUCGAUGGGAAUUAACACAGAGACUCACAACAGGACAAUGUGCUGAUGGUGAGGGACUCUGGCGGGCUCAGCCCUAAAAGGGAUGUCUUCAUCAAACCCCUCCCCUCAGGGCUCAGGGGUCUAUAACAAAAGAGGAGGCAGAAAGAUUCUAAAAGCCAGAGGUGGUAAGUAGAUGACUCCAUCCAGGGAAGCAGUAUCUUCCAGACUCAAGAGGGCUGACGCACGUAAGAACUCACAGAGACCACCACCACAGCGCGCAGAAGACCAGCGUAAGCUUAACACAGACGGAGGGCCGGUAAGGAGGAAGGAAGGUGGACAGGAAGUCCCACCCCUAGCCGAGGAACCGUCAGCAUUGGAUUGCUGUGUGGAAAGGGAAAGUCAGCUUUCUCCAAUGGUACCACACUCCCGAGCUACCCCAUGCCCAGGUGUCGUUGGCUAACAAAUGAAACUGGCCGUGUAAAAUCCAGGGACGGGAGAAUGCCCAGGAUGGGAACGCGCGUGGUCAUGGCGGUUGUGACGCGGAGACCUGGGAUCGCGAACCGCCGCCGGCUCCGGUCCCCAUGGCGUCCACCUCCUGUGCCACCGCAAAACCCUCGCAGAUCCUGGUCCUCGACCCGCCUAAGGUCCUCAGGUUCAGAGGUCCCUUCACCACCGUCGUCAUCACGCAUCUUAAACUGCACAACCCGUCACUGAGGAAAGUGUGCUUCAAGAUGAAGAGCACCAACCCUCGCUGCUACUGCGUGCGUCCCAACAGCGGCGUCGUCGAGCCGGGCUCCACAGUGACCGUCGCCACCAUGCUGCAGCCCUUCCGCUUCGACCCCAGCCGGGAGGUGAAGCACAAGUUCAUGGUGCAGACAAUGUUUGCUCCCCCGGACAAUCCGGAUCUGGGGACCGUGUGGAAGAAGGCGAUCCCCGGUGAAAUCGUGAAUUCGAAACUGAGGUGUGUGUUUGAAAUGCCAAAAGAGUCUGGAAAAGGGGACGAAAGCGUGAGACUCAGAAAGCCAGCGCAGCCCAACAAUCCCAGGGUCGCCUCCACCACAUCCUUGAAGAAGAGUCGCACCACGCCUCUUCCGGUUGUUCUGCUUAUGAUUGGAGCAGUUUUAAUUGGCUUCUUUCUGGGGAAAUUUAUCAUGUAGAGUGAGGCACAACGGUAUCCCCCCCCCACCCCAAUUUAGAUCAGAAACAAUAACAAUAACGACAACAACAAAACAUCUUUUUACCCAUCAUCACAUGGGAAGUAUGAUUCGUGGUGACCAACUUUGUGUGUGUGUAUAGUGUCACAAAGGCUUCGCCUCUGAUGAUCUCUUGUGGUUGGAGGAGGCAAUAAAAAAAAACACAACAAACAAAAAAACUGUUGGGCUGCUGGACACAUUGUAUAUUAUCAGAUGAUCGCAAGUCAGUCACUCAUUCCUGC
This is a messenger RNA of Alexandromys fortis (reed vole), 1631 nucleotides long. Its product is annotated as vesicle-associated membrane protein-associated protein A-like. Gene Ontology annotation, cellular component: endoplasmic reticulum membrane; plasma membrane. The transcript has 2 exons. The coding region runs from base 778 to 1353 and encodes 191 amino acids. Gene Ontology annotation, biological process: neuron projection development. The record is from RefSeq and is a predicted model, not a curated record. NCBI's taxonomy places the organism in Eukaryota, Metazoa, Chordata, Mammalia, Rodentia, Cricetidae. Gene Ontology annotation, molecular function: FFAT motif binding.